This is a messenger RNA of Aedes albopictus (Asian tiger mosquito), 2667 nucleotides long. RefSeq lists its product as uncharacterized. Gene Ontology annotation, biological process: phospholipid metabolic process; arachidonate secretion. Bases 392 to 1885 code for a protein of 497 amino acids. NCBI's taxonomy places the organism in Eukaryota, Metazoa, Arthropoda, Insecta, Diptera, Culicidae. The record is from RefSeq and is a predicted model, not a curated record. The transcript has 6 exons.
AACUGCGAGUGAGCCAACUGAGCAACGGCUCGAUCGCUGCCAUUCGCGAAUUUCCUUUCGUUGCGUUCGCUACAGAAAAUCUAUAUAAAACCGUUGCUCCCCGCCGGGGCAGGAGUUAUACGUACUUUUGCCGCACGCCGAUCAAGUAGGGCAGCCGUUCAGCAAGAUAUACAUUUUCUUACGUAGCGAUCGAUCGACCAUCGUAAACGGAAGGAAGUGCGCGAGUUUUUGGUUGCAUUUUUUUUUUUGGAUCGAGUCGCAUUUACGUGUCCGGAUAGUUUUUGUUUGACAAUAUCUACGUGUUGGCUCAACGAGCUUCUUAAAUAACCGUGAGAUACAAGUGCAACUAGCCAGGUGCAUCAGAAUAAAAGGGGGAAAGUGUGUAAAUCAAAUGUUUGUUCUGAAAGUGAGAGUUAAGAAUUUGUUAAACAUGAAGAUUGAAAUCAGAAAUCUGUUUCUGCUAACGAUCGUAACGGCCCUGCUAAAUCUGGCCUCGGCGGCAAGUUCGGCGUCGUCCAACAGCAUUCUGAGUUUGGACGAGUUUAAUAGUUCUCCUACGCGUCACAACCAUCGGCACCACCCGUCAACUCAUCAGCAGCAACAGCAGCCCCAGAAGGACAACUUCAUCCUGAUAGACUAUCUGAGCGACGGGGAACGGGAACGGCGCAUCAGUUGGAAUGGGUUAGCAGGCAAAGAAACCAGCAUCGGUGACGUGAGCAAAUCGCUCAGCCUGUGGCAGCUAUCGAACGGCAAAAGCUUCAUCCAGAUGAUCUACACCAGCGACGGUCAGCUCAUGGAUUGCGAAUACAUCCGGCAGAAGAAACUGGUCCGGUCCUUCCUGGCUCGCUUCUACGAAGAGAUUGAACAGGCCCGUGCCCGAAACUUCACCUCGCCUCUGAUGGUUCCGAAGACCCACCACUCGCUGGUCUCGGAUCACGAUUUCCGGGAGUUCAUCGAAAACGGUAUCGUCACCUCCGAGAUGGAAGAUCUCCAGUACAACGUGCAAGAAUUCGCCGAUGGACAGCAGUCCUUCGCUGUGAGCGGCGAUGCUUUCGGGCUCCGGAACCUCACCUACAUUCCUAUCACGAGCGAGGACGAAAUCCCCAAGGAUAUUCACAAACAGCUAAACUACCGAAGGCUGAAGCAUCAGUGCGAUCAGCGGCACGUUCAGAUGCGUGAUCUCGCUCACGGAUUGCAGAGUAGCGAUCCCCAAGAGCAACAGACUGCCGGCGAAACCUUGCAGAGGCAUAAGCGUGCCAUCGCCGAUUGGUUCCUAUCGCCAAACACCAAGUGGUGUGGCAGGGGACACUCCGCCGAACGUUACCAUCAACUUGGAGGCGCGUCCCGGGCGGACAUGUGCUGCCGGCAGCAUGACUACUGUAAAUUGAAUAUUCCGGGUAUGGCCACCAAGUGGGACCUGUUCAAUUACCGUCCUUACACGAUAAGCCACUGUAGCUGUGAUCAAAGGCACCGCCGGGAUUUGUCCAACGUGCUCCGGGUGCCCGGGACCAAGUGGUGCGGGAAGGGCUGGAGCGCGCGCAACUACGUCGAGAUGGGCGGCCUGUCGAAGGCGGACCGCUGCUGCCGUCAGCACGACCUGUCGUGCCCCUUUUGGAUCCUGGGCUUCGAGACCAAGUACGGCGUGUUCAACUGGCGGGUUAACACGCUGAUGCACUGCAGCUGCGAUGAGAGAUUCCGCACCUGCCUGAAAAUGUCCGACUCCAGCGAUGCCAACAUGGUCGGCAAGCUGUUCUUCAACAUCGUACAAUCCAAGUGCUUCGUCCUGAAGCCGGAAACCGUGUGCAGCAAAUCUUCCUGGUGGGGCAAAUGUGAGAAGAAAACCCGAAGGAAACGAGCGCACAUCCGUGACAAUAGGAAAUAUUGAAGCUCAUCGCGCCCAAAGCCCUGACACUAGAGGGGCAUGGAAACCUUAGAGCUCUCUGCAGAGCUAGGUAUAUCUCGCGUCCACGACACCCGGGAAGUGCCAAAAAUGGCACGCUCUAAAGUAUGAGAAUUGUAUGCGCUCCACUCAUGCUUACGGAUCUGAACGCGCAUCUGGCAUGGCCGCCCAUACGCGCCAUGGGAAAUGUUCAAUUUUCCGGAAACUUACCAAAAUCAAAAUUAACUAGCAGCCUAGCUAGCAGCAAUUAGAACUGGAUAUCCCAAGGAGCAGUAUAACGGUGUUAUUUAUUGUGUAGAUCGCUAAGUUUAUUUGUUGAAGUUGUUUAGGUGAAUUAUUGCGAUUCCAUACGUACCAACAUGGCAUCGCAGAAAUUGACCUAGCACAACUUGAAACAACGGUUCCUAGUAAUUAUAAGAACAGUUGUAGUUUCUCAUUUGUGUCUUAAGAAAUCAAACAAAAACGAACGCAAACAUGGAUAGCACGUAUUACCAUUCACGCGAGAAGCCCAUUAUCUAUAGCAUAACUAACGAGCAACCGUACAAACUCCAUGACAAUUCUAGCAACGGAAACCGUUGCGUUGCUUUGUAAAUAUACGUAUCGUUUUCUUCAUAUUUCCAUCUAUUUAUUUUCGAUGCAUCAGUGGCAUUCUAGGGCUUAUAAACUUAAACGGAAUUGUUGAGCUGUUUCAAAAAUUGUCAGGCAAUUCACUUGUACAUAGUUGUAAAUAUACAUAUAAUGCCUGUAGUAUUUCUAAGUAGGUUCAA